AUGUCUAAUAGUAUCUCAAAUCAACUAUAUUCAAAGGAUGAAAAUUCCAUACAUUUGGAAGGUUUUCAAUCGACCAAGAAGAAAAGAGUGCCAAGCGAAGAAAAAAGGAGGCUGAUGAAUAAUCUACGGCUUUUUAUUUUCAAAAAAGUUAAACGUUUCAAAAACCUUGGCAUCAUAAUUUUUAAUCUUUUUGUUGUUCUUUAUUUUGUAUUUGCAACUCUUUAUUGGAUUAAAAAGACAAUUUACUAUAAUUUGGAAUGGUGUCAUGGAUAUGGAUUAUUAGUUUUAAUUUUGUUUACAUAUUUUGUAAUUUUUUAUCAAAAAAUGUUAAAAAUACAAAUAGUAUUUGGUCUAAUAAUCAUUACUGGAUUUUUACUGUUUGUUAUCCUCGAUACGGUACAUUCAAGAAAUAGAUUAACAAGCUUUAUUGUAGUUAGCAUUAUCUUAGGGUUUGGUUGGAUCUUUUGAAAACAUCCGUCAAAGGUUAACUGGAGUACACUAAUAUGGGGUUAAAUACUUCAAUUUGCUUUUGGCAUUUUUACUAUUAGAUGGACUAUUGGUCGAGCAAUUUUUGACUGCCUUCCGAAAAAAAUUUCAGUUUUUUUAAACUAUACACAGUAUGGAGCUUGUUUUGUAUUUUCCGAAGAAUUAGUUAAUAAUGACGUUUUUGCUUAUUCAGCUCUUCCUGUUAUUUUUUUCAGUUUUAUAAAACAAGUAUUAUACUAUUGGGGUAUUAUGCAACGUGUUAUCCAAAAUAUCUGAUGGAUUUUACAUGUAAUCAUGGGAACCACAAUUUGUGAAUCGAUAAAUUCAGCUGCCAAUACAUUUCUUGGAAUGGUAGAAUCACCAUUAUUGAUCAAACUAUAUAUAAAUAAAUUAACGAUAUCGGGAAUUCAUGCUAUAAUGUGUUCUGGUUUUGUUACAGUUUUUGGAACUGUUAUGGCUGUUUACAUAAAAUUCGGAGCAAAUCCGUUACAUCUUAUUACUGCUUCGGUCAUGUCAGCUCCAGCUGCUUUAUGCUUCUCCAAAUUAUUUUAUCCGGAAACCGAAAAGAGGAUAAUUACGUUUAAAAAUAUUAAUCUUUUAAAAAUAGAAAAUAUCAGUUUUAUUGAUGCAGCAACUAAAGUCGCUCUUGCUGGAAUUCCACUAAUUUUAAGUAUUAAUGCAAAUGUUAUUGCUUUUGUGUCCGCUGUGGCAUUUUUAAAAACACUGUCUUGGUUUGGCACACUUAUUGGAUAUGAACAAAUAACUUUCGAGUGGCUCCUGUCUGCCUGUCUGAAAGCCUUUUUGCCCAUGAGUUGGAUAAUUGGUGCCCCUUGGGGUGAAUGCGAAAGUGGCACCCUGAUAAGCCUGAAAACCGUGGUGAAUGAAUUCAUCACUAACCAGAAGCUUGGAGUAUUUAAAAGUGAGAAAAAACUGUCACCAAGGGCACAGGCCAUCACCACGUAUGCAAUUUGCGGCUUCUCGAAUCCAGGCUCGAUCGGUAUAAUGAUCGACGGACUCGGUACUUUAGCAGCCGAGAAGCACAAACAAAUCACGGACAUCGCUAUUCGAGCUUUUAUUGCUGCUGGCAGUGCUGUUUGUUUCUUCAUCGCAAGUAUUGCCAGUGUCCGUAUAGACGAUAAUUUUCUAAACUCAACUGUAACGAAUGUAGAUAAUUCCACAAUAUCGCCAUCCUUAUUUAAAUAUUAA
Ceratosolen solmsi marchali is the source of this 1692-nucleotide messenger RNA. It is a transcript of the gene CNT2, whose product is annotated as Concentrative nucleoside transporter 2. NCBI's taxonomy places the organism in Eukaryota, Metazoa, Arthropoda, Insecta, Hymenoptera, Agaonidae. Gene Ontology annotation, cellular component: plasma membrane. Gene Ontology annotation, biological process: nucleoside transmembrane transport. The record is from RefSeq and is a predicted model, not a curated record. Gene Ontology annotation, molecular function: nucleoside:sodium symporter activity.